AAGAGCUUGGCGCACGAAAAAUACAGGAGCGCAGCAGCGCGCAGUAAAGUCGUUUUCCAAAAGGGAGCAACUUGUUGGAUGCUGGAUGCAGAGAACUGGAGAAUCUGAGGGCCUAUAAGCUUGCAGUCGAGCUGUCAACGUGCCGAUGUUUUUGUUCACWGAUGUCCAAGUCUUGUGACCUCGUAAGCGCUGCAGAGAAUGCRCCUCCAGGAGCACCCAUCCGGCAAGUUAACGCCCGAACAGAAAUCUUUAUUGUGAUGCAGCUUGGAAGAAUAACGCCAGGUUCCUACAACCAGGUCUGGAAAGAGGCCAUGUCAGAGCUGAGUUAUCUCCUGGCUGAAGAACUACCUCCUGUGCCCCCUCCACCUCAGCGAGACAGAGUGGUGUUCUUCCAGCGGCUGGCGACCCUUUAUGUGCGCUACGUUCAAGUCUUCAGGCAGCUGGAGGAAGCCCACAACAUGCUGGUCCACCCUCAGAAGAGACGACUUAUUCUUCUGCUUCUCAAGGGUGUAAUGGGGCGAGUGCUAGAACUGAAGUAUGAAAUGGUGGAAAAAGAGUUUUCAGAGUACCACUAUGUGGAUGACAUCCUGCAUGCACUGAAACUCACACCUCCUGCACUUGAGAUCCCCAUUCCAUACUUCUUUGUCGGUGAGCGCAGCAAAGAAACUGAAGAACGAAAAACGAUGGUGCUGGAUGUCCUGAAUUUGGCAGAUGAUUCAAAAGACCUUGAUACUUCAAUGGACAAAGUUAUGACUGAAGAGGAGGCCAUAAAGAUCAUUCAGAUGGUGGAGAGGGCGUGGCAAGGCAGGGUUAGGGCGAAGUUAAACAAAGAAAUCAGAUUUAGCAAUUUCGACAGACGGCACAGGGCCAAGGGCGCUGGAUCAGCUUUCAAUGAGUUGGCCGCCAUCCGCAUUCAGAAGAUAUGGAAGGGGUACUUACAAAGAAAGAAAACAAAGAUUGCUCGAGAUGAGGAGAUGAUUUUUCUUGGAAUGGUUAUGGAUCCAAAAUACCAGGGGCCUCUUCAGGCAGAAAUUGAUGCCCAAGCUAUUGACGCUUCCAUUCGAGUUAGACAAAAGAAACACGAGGAAAUUUACCUAAAUGCAAUAGAUGCAAUAGUGAAUCAAAUACGAGAAUUUGAGUGGAAUGACAUGGCCAAGACGAUGAAGAAUCAGAUUCGACAGUGGUUUUAUGAAUGUCGUAAUACCACAGGACUAUUUCCAGACUACCCAACUGUUGAAGAGGGAGGUUCAGCCAUCAUAUUUGCUGAAAAAACCCCUCAGCAGUUAGUGGAAGAAAUUGCUUUACAAGAAGAGGAGGCAGCGUCCAAAUCAAAAGCAAAAGGGAAGGACGACAAGAAGGCAAAAGAGAAGAAAGACAAGGGAAAGGCGAAGGGUGCAGAGGACGAUGAGGAAGGGUUGACGAUGAUGCCAUCUGCUUUUCUUUCAGAAUUGGCAGUGGCAAACAAAAGAUAUGAAGAGGUUUGGAAAACCCGUAAUGAGUCUGAAAACUUCACUCAGAUUCACGAAGUGGAGUUGGUUAAGGAAGAAAUGAGAAAAAUCGUAGAAGAGGAAGUUCGAUUAAAGGUCGAUGAAGAGAUGCGAGAGGAACUUGCUGAGUUGAAGUUGGCUAUAGAUAAAGAAAAACCUGGCAAACAAAAAGGACCAAAGAAGAAAAAAGGUUCUAAAGGUGGAAAGAAGAAGAAAAAGGAAAAAGAUCUGACACCUGAUAGGACCCUUGAGUCUUUGUGUGAAGAGCUGGUGCAGCAAGGCUUACUGAAACGGGCAAAAAAUUUCCGGAUGCAAGAUUUCUUGGGUGACUAUAAUUAUCUUGGCACUACAUUGAGACAAAAUGACAUCGAACCCAUGCCAUCAUUGUUAGAUGUCCGUCAAGUCUUAUCUUUAUAUGGAAUUUUACCAUUAGGCGCUCCAGAGGUUCAUGAGAAGGCUCCCUUAAUAAAGUCCAUACUGCUGGUGGGACCCGCAGGUGUGGGCAAGAGCAUGUUGGUCCAUGCAAUUUGCCAGGAGACGGGGGCCACUAUGUUUGAUUUGUCCCCCUAUAGCACAGCAGGAAAAUACCCAGGCAAGCCUGGAAUGGCCAUGAUGCUUCAUAUGGUGUUUAAGGUUGCAAGACUUUUGCAACCCUCUGUGAUUUGGAUUCAAGAUGCGGAGAAAAUGUUCUACAAAAAAGUUCCCAAGGAUGAAGAACAGCUGGAACCUAGGCGACUGAAAAAAGAUUUGCCUAAGUGUCUUAAACUGAUCAAACCAGAAGAUCGUGUCCUGAUAAUUGGAACAACAAAAGCCCCACAGAAUUCUGAACUUAAAUCGAUGUGUAAAAUGUAUGGCAAAAUCAUCCUCAUCCCAAGACCUGACUACGGCUCAAGAUACAUUUUGUGGGAGAAACUUAUUAAAAAGCAAGGAGGAAAAAUAACAAACGCUUUGGACCUCACCUCUCUGACGAAGGUGACUGAUGGCUACACUCCAGGCCAUAUGGUGCAGGUCAUCAGCAGUGUUGUCACCAAGGAUCGCAUCAAUGACUUGACAAAGCAACCCCUCACUGCUGAUGAUUUUAUUGUACCACUUGCCAAGUUUGAGCCCGUGCUCCAGAAGGAGGAAGAGGCGCUAAAAAACUGGUAUGCAAAAACACCUCUAGGAAAAAGAAGGACUAAAGCUGCUGCUGAAAAAGAAGACGCACUACUUAAAGCAAAAGAUGCAAAGAGCAAAAAGAAAAAAUAAAACUGCACAAAAAGUAAGGACAUUUUGUUUGGUCAGUAUUUGUUGCUGUGACAUCACUUGGCAGUAAGUCUAUAUAUUUGGAAAACCUCCUUCUUUUUAUUUAAAUUGUGCCACAUUUGAAAGGAAAAUGCAUUUGUUUUGUGGAGUGUUUUYAUUGUAUAAAUGUAAAACUUYCCAAAGCGCCACUAAUCUGAGAGAUAUCGAGAUGAGAUUUUGCAGUCAUUGGCAAUUCAAUAUCUCCACUUUAAGAAACCGAGUUCUAUUUUCGAACACUUCAAUGCACACCCCACCAUAGMGGGGCUUAUCAUAUGCCACGAAGAGGAAUCGCGUCUGAGCCGAGUUUGGCCAUUCAUACUUCUCCAAAGGAAGUACAGAAAAUAUGGUUGACAGUGCAAAACUACUGAAGGUGUCAAGCAGCGUUUAAAACCAAAYCAUACGUUAUCACUUCAUCGAUGUAAUGCUAAAUGGAUGGGAAGUGAUCCCACUAGUKUGUAAUCAAGUUAGUGACCAGUCUGAGAUGGAAGUACCAGGCUAUUUGUUAAAUUAAAUCAUUAAAUUAGUAAUAUGUCUUGUUUCUUCAGACUUCAAUCAUCUGAUCGAAUAAGGGACGCCAAACAAGAGCCAGUUGCAGAAAAAGAUGUUGGCAUUUGGCAGAGAGGAUCUGGCAAGUUUUUCCAAGGGCACAGCCGACACACUCAACUCUGCUGCCCAACAAUUAAAUGCUUUUUCCUUACAAAUGUGACACAGUUUAGAGGAAAUAAACAARCUUUCUAAUGGAGUAAGAUKCAUUGCCAAGAAAACAUUGCAACAGAGGCAAUUUAUCAAACACAAAUGCCCUUAUUUUUGUGUCGAAUACAUGUUGUAAGAAGAAAAUCUCAUUUUAAUGUUUCCUAUUAAAUAUUCCAGUGAGGUUCUAAUUAAUGUCUUUAUAAUAAAGAUUUCUCAUAUUUA
This is a messenger RNA of Poecilia reticulata (guppy), 3683 nucleotides long. Its product is annotated as dynein regulatory complex subunit 11. The record is from RefSeq and is a predicted model, not a curated record. NCBI's taxonomy places the organism in Eukaryota, Metazoa, Chordata, Actinopteri, Cyprinodontiformes, Poeciliidae. Gene Ontology annotation, molecular function: ATP binding; ATP hydrolysis activity; protein binding.